Messenger RNA from Enhydra lutris kenyoni (northern sea otter), 6509 nucleotides. It is a transcript of the gene MTCL2, whose product is annotated as suppressor of glucose, autophagy associated 1. Bases 62 to 5035 code for a protein of 1657 amino acids. Gene Ontology annotation, biological process: regulation of autophagy; insulin receptor signaling pathway. Lineage: Eukaryota; Metazoa; Chordata; Mammalia; Carnivora; Mustelidae. The transcript is spliced from 15 exons. The record is from RefSeq and is a predicted model, not a curated record.
GCGCGGAGGCCGGGCAGGCCCGGGCCAUGCGCACCGCUCGCUGAGGCCGAGGGAGGCCGCGAUGGAGGUGCCGGCGGGGGAACCCCCAGCCCGGGGCUGCGGUCCCCCGCCCGUGCCCGCCCCGGAGAGGAAGAAGAGCCACCGCGCGCCGUCGCCGGCCCGGCCCAAGGACGUGGCCGGCUGGUCUCUGGCCAAGGGCCGCCGCGGCCCAGGCCCGGGCGCCGCAGCCUCCUGCAGCGCCGCGUCCUCCGUGCGGCCGGACAAGAAGGGGCGCGCGGUGGCGCCCGGGGCGCGGAGCGCGGGGACGCGGGUGGCCGGGGUCCGCACCGGGGUUCGUGCCAAGGGCCGCCCGCGCCCCGGCACCGGGCCGCGACCGCCGCCCCCACCGCCCAGCCUCACCGACAGCAGCUCUGAGGUGUCGGACUGCGCGUCGGAGGAGGCCCGCUUGCUGGGCCUGGAGCUGGCGCUGAGCAGCGACGCCGAGUCGGCGGCCGGGGGCCCGGCGGGGGCCCGCACGGGGCAGCCUCCCCAGCCCGCGCCGCCCGCACAGCAGCCCCCGAGGCCGCCCGCCUCCCCCGAUGAGCCGUCGGCGGCAGCGUCGUCGGUGGGUAGCAGCCGCCUGCCCCUCAGUGCCUCUCUCGCCUUCUCCGACCUCACCGAGGAGAUGCUGGACUGCGGGCCCGGCGGCUUCGUGCGAGAGCUGGAGGAGCUGCGCUCGGAGAACGACUAUCUCAAGGACGAGAUCGAGGAGCUCCGCGCCGAGAUGCUGGAGAUGCGGGACGUCUACAUGGAGGAGGACGUGUACCAGCUGCAGGAACUGCGACAGCAGCUGGACCAGGCCAGCAAGACCUGCCGGAUCCUGCAGUACCGGCUGCGCAAGGCGGAGCGCCGUAGUCUCCGGGCCGCACAGACUGGCCAGGUGGAUGGGGAGCUCAUCCGGGGCCUGGAGCAGGAUGUCAAGGUCUCUAAGGACAUCUCCGUGCGGCUGCAUAAGGAGCUGGAGGCGGUGGAGAAGAAACGGGCGCGGCUGGAGGAGGAGAACGAGGAUCUCCGGCAGCGGCUCAUCGAGACAGAGCUGGCCAAGCAGGUGCUGCAGACGGAGCUGGAACGGCCGAGAGAGCAUUCCUUGAAGAAAAGAGGAACUCGCUCCCUGGGGAAGACAGACAAGAAGCCUUCGGUGCAGGAGGACAGUGCAGACCUGAAGUGCCAGCUGCACUUUGCAAAGGAGGAGUCAGCCCUCAUGUGUAAGAAGCUCAGCAAACUCGCCAAGGAGAACGACAGCAUGAAGGAGGAGCUGCUCAAGUACCGCUCGCUCUUCGGGGACCUGGACGGCGCCCUGUCCGCCGAGGAGCUGGCUGACGCGCCCCACUCCCGGGAGACCGAGCUGAAGGUGCACCUGAAGCUGGUGGAGGAGGAAGCCAACCUGCUGAGCCGCCGCAUUGUGGAGCUGGAGGUGGAAAACCGAGGCCUGCGGGCAGAGAUGGACGACAUGAAGGAUCACGGCGGCUGCGGCAGCGGCGGCGAGGCCCGCCUGGCCCUCUCUGCGCUGGGCGGCGGCGAGUGCGGGGAGAGCCUGGCCGAGCUGCGGCGGCACCUGCAGUUCGUGGAGGAGGAGGCCGAGCUGCUGCGGCGCUCGUCGGCUGAGCUGGAGGACCAGAACAAGCUGCUGCUGACCGAGCUGGCCAAGUUCCGCGCGGAGCAUGAGCUGGACGUGACGCUGUCGGAGGACAGCUGCUCCGUGCUCAGCGAGCCCUCGCAAGAGGAGCUGGCGGCCGCCAAGCUGCAGAUCGGCGAGCUCAGCGGCAAGGUCAAGAAGCUACAGUACGAGAACCGGGUGCUACUCUCCAACCUCCAGCGCUGUGACCUCGCCUCCUGCCAGAGCACGCGGCCCAUGCUGGAGACGGACGCCGAGGCCGGGGACUCUGCCCAGUGUGUGCCCGCGGCUCUUGGCGACGCCCCCGGCCCCCAUGCUGCCCGGCUCUGCAGGGCCCGGGAGGCCGAGGCGCUGCCUGGGCUGAGGGAACAGGCCGCGCUGGUCAGCAAGGCCAUCGAUGUCCUGGUGGCCGAUGCCAACGGCUUCUCGGCUGGCCUCCGCCUCUGUCUGGACAACGAGUGUGCUGACUUUCGGCUGCACGAAGCCCCCGACAACAGCGAGGGUCCCAGGGACGCCAAGCUCAUCCACGCCAUCCUGGUGAGGCUGAGUCUGCUGCAGCAGGAGCUCAAUGCCUUCACGCGGAAGGCGGAUGCCGCCCUGGGGGGCUCUCCCAAGGAGCAGCCAGAGCCCUUCUCGUCGCUGCCUGCCUUGGGCUCCCAGGGGCCCUCCAAGGAGAUGCUUUUGGCCAAAGACCUUGGCUCUGACUUCCAGCCGCCUGACUUCAGGGAUCUGCCAGAAUGGGAACCCAGGAUACGAGAGCCCUUCCGCAGUGGUGACUUGGACUCCAAGCCCGACCCCAGCCGGAACUUCAGGCCUUACCGAGCUGAAGACAAUGAUUCCUACGCCUCUGAGAUCAAGGAACUACAGCUGGUACUGGCUGAGGCCCAUGACAGCCUCCGGGGCCUGCAGGAGCAGCUGUCCCAGGAGCGGCAGCUUCGGAAGGAGGAAGCCGACAACUUCAACCAGAAAAUGGUCCAGCUGAAGGAGGACCAGCAGAGGGCGCUCCUGAGGCGGGAGUUUGAGCUGCAGAGUUUGAGCCUCCAGCGGAGGCUGGAGCAGAAAUUCUGGAGCCAGGAGAAGAACAUGCUGGUGCAGGAGUCCCAGCAGUUCAAGCACAACUUCCUGCUGCUCUUCAUGAAACUCAGGUGGUUCCUCAAGCGUUGGCGGCAGGGCAAGAUUUUGCCCAGCGAGGGGGAUGACUUCCUUGAGGUAAAUAGCAUGAAGGAGCUAUACCUGCUAAUGGAGGAAGAGGAAUUAAACGCCCAGCAUUCUGAUAACAAGACCUGCGCAGGGGACAGCUGGACCCAAAACACGCCCAAUGAGUAUAUCAAGACACUGGCCGACAUGAAGGUGACACUGAAGGAACUGUGCUGGCUGCUGCGGGAUGAACGCCGUGGUCUGACUGAGCUCCAGCAGCAGUUUGCCAAGGCCAAGGCCACCUGGGAGACAGAGCGGGCAGAGUUGAAGAGCCAUACUGCUCAGAUGGAGCUGAAGGCUGGCAAGGGGGCUGGGGAGCGGCCGGGGCCGGACUGGAAGGCCGCCCUCCAGAGGGAGCGUGAGGAGCAGCAGCACCUGCUGGCUGAGUCCUACAGCGCCGUCAUGGAGCUGACGCGGCAGCUGCAGAUCAGCGAGCGCAACUGGAGCCAGGAGAAGCUGCAGCUGGUGGAGCGGCUGCAGGGUGAGAAGCAGCAGGUGGAGCAGCAGGUCAAGGAGCUGCAGAACCGCCUGAGCCAGCUGCAGAAGGCCGCUGAACCCUGGAUCCUGAAGCACUCAGACUUGGAGAAGCAGGACAACAGCUGGAAAGAGACACAGAGCGAGAAGAUUCUGGACAAGGAGGCAGUUUCUGAAGCUGAUCUUGGGGGUACCGCCUUAAAAAGGACCAAAUCUGUUUCCUCCAUGUCUGAAUUUGAAAGUUUGCUUGACUGUUCCCCCUACCUUGCCGGGGACGCGGCCCGGGGUAAGAAGCUGCCCAACAACCCCGCCUUUGCCUUUGUGGGCCCCCAGCCAAUGGACCCGGAGAAGGAGGGCCAGGAGCAGCCAGGGCUCUCGCCACGGGACUGCAACCGCCUGGGCCCCCUGGGCUGCCAGGAGCCCGCGGGGAGGCAGAUGCAGCGCAGCUACACGGCUCCCGACAAGACGGGCAUUCGCGUGUACUACAGCCCCCCAGUGGCCCGGCGCCUGGGCGUCCCCGUGGUCCACGACAGGGAGGGCAAGAUCAUCAUCGAGCCUGGCUUCCUUUUCACCACUGCCAAGCCCAAAGAGUCAGCUGAGGCCGACGGGCUGGCCGGGAGCUCCUACAGCCGCUGGCUCUGCAAUUUCUCCCGACAAUGCUUGGACGCGGGCUCGGGGGGCAGUCCUGCGGCGCCGGGCCCCAGCUUCCCAGCCGCCCUGCAUGACUUUGAGAUGUCUGGCAACAUGAGCGACGACAUGAAGGAGAUCACCAACUGUGUGCGCCAGGCCAUGCGCUCGGGCUCCCUGGAGAGGAAGGUCAAGAGCACGUCCAGCCAGACGGUGGGCCUGGCCAGCGUGGGCACGCAGACCAUCCGCACAGUCAGCGUGGGCCUGCAGACCGACCCCCCCCGCAGCAGUCUCCACGGCAAGAGCUGGUCACCCCGCAGCUCCUCACUAGUGUCUGUGCGCAGCAAGCAGAUCUCCUCCUCCCUGGACAAGGUGCACUCGCGCAUCGAGCGGCCGUGCUGCUCCCCCAAGUAUGGCUCACCGAAGCUCCAGAGGCGCUCCGUGUCCAAGCUGGACAGCGCCAAGGACCGCAGCCUCUGGAACCUGCACCAGGGCAAGCAGAAUGGCUCGGCCUGGGCCCGCUCCACCACCACGCGGGAUAGCCCCGUGUUGAGGAAUAUCAACGAUGGGCUGUCCAGCCUCUUCAGUGUGGUGGAGCACUCGGGAAGCACAGAGUCUGUCUGGAAACUGGGCAUGUCUGAAGCCCGGGCCAAGCCUGAACCUCCAAAGUACGGCAUCGUGCAGGAGUUCUUCCGCAACGUGUGUGGCCGGGCCCCAAGCCCCACGUCUGCAUCCGGGGAGGAGAGCACCAAGAAGCCGGAGCCCCUCUCCCCAGCCAGCUACCAUCAGGCGGAGGGCAUGGCCAGGAUCCUGAACAAGAAGACAGCCAAGUCGGGCGGCAGUGAGGAGGCCAGACUCUCAGUGCUCCCCCAGGUGGGGAAAGAUGGUGUCCCCCGGGAAGGAGAUGGAGCCACAGCCCUUCCCAAUGAGGAUGCUGUCUGUGACUGUAGCACCCAGUCUCUCACCUCCUGCUUCGCCCGGCCGUCCCGCUCUGCCCUCCGCCACUCUCCUUCCAAGUGCCGGCUGCACCCUUCGGAGUCCAGCUGGGGUGGGGAAGAGAGGGCAGCUCCCCCCAGCGAGUGACAGAGCAGCCGGGCUCCCCACCUCAACCCGCCCAGUCCCCGGAUCGCUGAAGGGAACCAGCAGAGAGGAGGCGAGGCGGGGGGCCCAUGCCCUCGGCAUCGUCUCACCUUGGAGGUUCAGCCGCUACACCACUGCCAGAGAACAGCUUUCCCAUCCAGGUAAAGCGGGGUCUCCUGCUGACUGCUGGGUGGUGAUCUCUGACUUCCAGGGGAAGGCAGCAAGUGGGAGAAAGACCACAACUAGGCUGCAGAGGUGGCUCCAGAGCAAUCCCUUGGGAGCCAGUCCGUUGGGAGAGCCUCGCCUGGUUCUGCCCACACCCACUUCUCAGAAGAGCCAAGGAAAGGAUACACUUCUGGUUGUGCUCCUCAGGGAAAAGGGCUCACAGAGAUGUUCCUUGCCAACCAUGGCCUCCUUCAUGGGCAGGAAACACCAUGACAAGAACGGGCUCUGCCAUAGGAUUCAACGUGGGGUUCCUGGUGGAACUGAGCUGGGCAUCCUCCCCGUCCCUUCCUUCCCUCCACGGCUUCCUCCUCCCAGCCCUGCUGCUCUGGAUUGCUGUGGCUCUAGGGGGUAUGAUAGGGCCAGUAGCCAGGGCCAGUAUCGGCCUGGAAUCCUGGGGCGCUGGAUCUCCCUGCCCGUAGCCUGGAUGCAGCAAGGACUGGAAGAUGAGGUGGAAACGUGUGGGGCUCAGGGUUGGGUCACUGGAACUGCCUCCCUCGUCAAGGUGACCGGGUUGGGGGCGGGAUGGCGGGCACCAACCUUCCCAGGACAGAAAUAGGUAGAGUCAGUUUCAAGAUCUGGUGCACAGAUAAAUUGCCUAAAUGCCCACUGCCUUGAUUGCUGGGGCCUCUUUCCCCAGCACCCUGGAGGGGGCGCCACAUCUCCACUGUGUUUACAUCCUGUGGCUGGUAGAAGGCAAAGCUGUUCUCAAUGAAAGACUCCCAAUUGGCCACACCAGGCCAAGGAGCACCCCCAGAGGCCAGUGCCUCCAGGACACGGCAGUGGACGGGGCCUGGAAACACAUUUCUUGCCUCGGUUGUUUAUUUGAAUUUUUCUUACUAUAAAUAUUUAAGGUGGUUUUAGUUUAUUUUAAUAAUUUAAUUUCCCCCGAAGUCCCUAAGGUAAUUUAUUGGAGGUUGAGACAUGUAUUCUUGCCACUAGGACAACAUGAGGCUUCUAACAUGAUGGCCAGGCAUGGGGUCCCCCGUACAGACAAGGCAGCUCGGCUGCUGAGCUCGAGUCUCCUGGUCAAGUAUAGAGGGCCCCCAGUAGGGCUGGAGCCCUGCAGCUUGCUCCCCAAUUCUGCUGACCAUCUGGCCUCAGAGCACUGCUUUUCACUCACUGCCUGGUACUUGGCCAGCCCCCAGCAGCAGCAGUCAGUCUGCAAACCCUUGCUGACAGGGUGGGGGGCUGGGCCAAUGUCCCCACUUCCCAAACAUUCUCCAUCUGCCCUCUCAUUUUGCUCCCUCCCUCU